Messenger RNA from Styela clava, 2110 nucleotides. The record is from RefSeq and is a predicted model, not a curated record. NCBI's taxonomy places the organism in Eukaryota, Metazoa, Chordata, Ascidiacea, Stolidobranchia, Styelidae.
CUGCCUGGCUGCCGCAUUUGUAGAGUGCUGACUGCUGAACUGACAAUUAAGGAAGCGCAGUUUAGCCGGCGAAAAUGUCCGACUCUACGCAGUCAGACUCUUGGCCAGCGUGGAAGAUAGCCUUAGCCCUUGGAAUCCCCGUAGCCGUUGGAGGCGUAGGUUACUAUAUUUACAAGAAAAAAUUUUCGGAUACAAGUCCCCCUAGUAAGCCAACUUCUGUGAAGGAACCAUCACCUAAGCUACAAGCGAGAAAAGAUCCUGAAGGAAGUUCAACACCAGACGAGGAUCCCUUCAAGAGAGCCAAGGAUUUUAAGAAUGAGGGUAAUGCAGCAUUCAAACAAGGAAAAUAUCAUGUUGCUAUUGAACAUUACACACAAGCAAUUGAACUUUGCCCUAAAAGCAAGAAGCAAGAAUUGUCAACAUUUCACCAAAAUAAGGCGGCUGCCCAUGAGAAAUUGGAAAACUGGCAAGCUGUUAUAGAUGAAUGUACAAAAGCAAUUGAAUUAAAUCCUAGAUACGUGAAAGCUCUUUUCAGAAGAUCUAGAGCUCUGGAGACGUUAGGAAGAAAAAGUGAAUGUCUUGAAGAUAUGACAGCAGUUUGUAUAAUGGAGCAAUUUCAAAAUCCUACAAGCAUGAUGUUUGCAGAUCGUGUCUUGAAGGAGAUGGGAAAAGAAAUGGCCAGUGAGCGAUACAAGGCUCGGGAGUCGGUUAUGCCUUCGUUGUUAUUUGUCAAACAAUAUUUUGGAAGUUUCACUGAAGAUAUCAUUUCACAACCAAUAACAGAGGAACAAAAAUUGGAAACUCAAAGUGGAUAUAUCAGAGCUCGUCUCGCAUUUGACAAAGGCGAUUUAGCAAAAGUCAUUCCUGAAUGUACAACAGAAAUUGAAAACAACAAUGAUUCGUCUCAAGAAGGCGAUGAUCAAAACCAACACGAUUUAUCUGCUCCAACAAGUGAUGAACCACCUCCGUAUCUCGCAGCUGCAUUGCUCUUGCGUGGAACAUUACAACUGUUACAAGGAAAUUCCAUCGCUGCCAAACCUGAUCUGGAAAGGGUUAUUGAUAUGGAUGCCGCUGAUAUAAAGCUUCGAGUCAAUGCACUUAUUAAACGAGGUAGUUUAUAUAUGCAAGAACAACACCCAGAUAAAGCUCAAGAGGAUUUUGAUUAUGCCGUCAAGCUGGAUCCAGAAAACACAGAUGUUCUUCACCAUAGGGGCCAGUUACACAUUCUCCUUGAAAAGACAGAAGAUGCUUUGAAAGAUUUUGAAACCUGCAUGAGAAUUAAACCGGAUUUUGCUCUCGCCCAUGCUCAACACUGUUAUUCUGUAUAUAGGUAAGACUAUACUACAAGCUUUUUAACACGACGGGAUGUUGUGGAGACGCAACAUGCAUUAGGGAAAUUUGAAGACUUAAUAGUAAAAACUCCUAACUGCUCUGAAAAGCUUCCAAUUAUAUGCGCAGGUUUGUAUGUGUUGGCAUUAACGGACCAAGGUAAUUUCCAGAGAGCAGAUGAAAUGUUUGUUAAAGCAAUUGAAUUGGAACCUGAUAAUGCUACUCAAUACGUUCAUAGAGGGCUACUUUGUCUUCAAUGGAAGCAAGAUAUAAACAAAAGCAUUCAACUUAUUGAAAAAGCUUUGGAAAUUGAUGGAAAAUGCGAUUUUGCUCAUGAAACAAUGGGCACAAUCGAAGUGCAAAGGGGAAACCUGGAUAAAGCUUGUGAACAUUUUGAGAUUGCUAUUAAUCUUGCUAAGUCUGAGAUGGAGAUGGCUCACCUUUUUUCAUUGAAAGCUGCUGCUGUUGCACAAGGAAACUUGGCAAAAAAAUAUGGGAUUAAGACACCAAACAUGACCCAGCCGAUGUGAGAUAUACAAUGUCAACAUAAACAACAAUGAUGAUUAAUGAUCGUUUUCAUGCCAAGCAUUAUUUGGUUCCAAUAUGUAUAUUUCUAGGUAAUUCUAAGGAUUUAUAUGUUGAGCCUGCUGUGAACUUAAAAAAUAAGAGACUGGAUGAGCCUUCGAUUAUUUGUAAAAAAUGGACUGUGUGAUAAUGUCAUGGGCCAAUUCAAUAUUUUUUUCAUUGUAAUAGUGACUAAUAAAAGUGACUACCAGAUUUA